Molecule: messenger RNA, 2786 nt
Organism: Drosophila teissieri
Lineage: Eukaryota; Metazoa; Arthropoda; Insecta; Diptera; Drosophilidae
Product: protein snail homolog Sna
Exons: 4
Coding region: 293-1621 (442 amino acids)
Biological process (GO): regulation of DNA-templated transcription
Molecular function (GO): DNA-binding transcription factor activity, RNA polymerase II-specific; RNA polymerase II cis-regulatory region sequence-specific DNA binding
Source: RefSeq, a predicted model, not a curated record
UGCGUUCGCUCGUUCGCUCGACUUUACGGAUGCGCCAUCAUCCGUCCGUGCGACUAACCAAUCGGUUUGACACUUACCAAAGCAUCAGUGCGAUCCCCAACUCCAGAAUCCCAGCAGAAUCCAGAAGCAGUAUCGCGGACUCUUGGCGGGUGAUGAACCUCGUGUGAUAUAGCAUUCACUUCUCCCAGCGGCAACUGAAUCAUCCGUCUAAAUUCGAGGCAGACCGACGGGGUGGAUUGUUUUCCGGAAACUAUUCGAACUGCGUGGGGCAUUUGUGCACCUCUUCAACGCGAUGACGAAGGACCAGCAGGCGACACCCAUUCCCGAGGAGCUGUACAAUCUCACCCAGCUGGCGGAGGUCACUCUGUCGGUGGGUCCGCUGGUCACAGACGAGGUGAAGCCGCUGCCACUGCCACUGUACGCCUCCUCCUCGGACGACGACUCCAACUAUUACAGCCACAAGGUCUUCGAUCGCAGGAAACUGCGUCGCUGCACCAUCUCCGAUUCGAAUUCCUGCACCAGCAGCAGCUCCAGCUCCACAUCCAGCCGACAGUCCUCGGAGGAGCACCUGGGACUCCAGGGCCACUCGUCGGCGCACCACCACCAUGCGGAGCAGGGCGAGAUCCUCAACGGCACAUCGCUGCUGGAGGACGAGCACGUCUGUCCCGAGUGCGGCAAGAAGUACUCCACAUCCUCCAACCUGGCGCGUCAUAGACAAACGCACAGGUCAAUCAUGGACAAGAAGGCGCGCCACUGUCCCUACUGUGAGAAGGUGUACGUUUCGAUGCCCGCCUACUCGAUGCACGUGCGCACCCACAACCAGGGAUGCGAGUGCCAGUUCUGCGGCAAGUGCUUCUCGCGGCCGUGGCUCCUCCAGGGCCACAUCCGCACCCACACCGGCGAGAAGCCCUUCAAGUGCGGCGUCUGCGAGAAGGCGUUCGCCGACAAGAGCAACCUGCGCGCCCACAUCCAGACCCACUCGAACACCAAGCCGCACACGUGUGCGCGUUGCGGCAAGGCCUUCGCCCUCAAGUCCUACCUGUACAAGCACGAGGAGUCCUCCUGCAUGAAGAACCGCGGCGGUGGCUCCGCAUCGGCAUCGGGAUCAGCAUCUGGUAACCGGGCUUCCACUUCGCCCAAGAGGCAGCAGUCGGAGAUGGCGGGCGGCUCCAUCUCGGCAUUGGGUGCUGGAUCUCCAGCUGCAGUGUGCACUGCCUCCGACUCAGCCAAGUCCACGCUGGCCAACAAGCUGCUGCAGAAGGAGAAGGAGCGCAGGCAGGCGGCCCUGGCCUUCCAGGGCUUUCCGGCUGGCCCAGAAGCCACGGCCUACGAGGAGUACGAGAAGUUCAAGCGCAUCAACGUGAUCCAGCCGAAGGUGCUGCCGCACAGAGUGCCCAGCCUCUACCAGGACCUGCUGCCCAAUCCCCACGUGCCACUGGCCUUGCCCCUGGCCAUGCCGUACCACUUUCAGGGCCAGGCCACGUCCACGUCCACGUCCUUGGCAUCGGACACCAGCUCCGUGCAGGAGCAGCCCGUUGACUUCUCGCCCAAGAACAACUUCACGCACUCGGCCAAGACGAGUCCCUUCGAGCUGACCGGGAACUACGCCAUGGUGGCAUAGGAUCUGCCCAGCCAGGAAACCCAGAAAAAGACACCGGAGAGAGCAAAGCAGAGCACUACCCAAAGCCAUUCACGGAGAUCCCAGUCCCACUAGAUCCCACUAAGUCCAAGUCCCUUCAAAGCCCACCCCAAAUCCAGGACACUUUCUUACUGUAGUCAACGAAUAUGUGAUAAAAAUGCAAAAGAGCUAAAGUACCAUUAGAGAGUAGAUGAUUCCAGAGCGACGAGGAGCACGCACAACUCAUCAUCUUCGCGGAGAACUCCAGAGACGGCGAGGUCAUACACCGUAGAUAUAACAUAUAGUAGAGAGACAAGGUUGGAUCGAUUGGAUCGCGAUUGAUCGUUUGAUCUUCACUUAGUUGUAAUGAGAGACUUCUUAGAGACUUGCCAAGAACAGCGACAAAAAACCAAUGUAACCAGUAUUUUUUUAUAGCACAUACGAUUACGAUUACCGAUCGGAGGGCCGGAGAGAUCCCAGCAUCCCAGAUCUCCCAGCUCUCCGGACGAUCGAACUCCGCAGCAAAGCUACAAACUUUACACAUAGUCAACUAGCUUUAUGAUUUUACAAGAACUAGGCAUACGAGUAUCCCAAGAUAUCCACACACUUACACACUCACACACCAUUACUAACUCCAUUAAUCACUUCGCAUUAAGGCAUCGGUCGACUUCCUGCUUCCGGCACGGAAGUCGGUCCCAAACGAGAGAAUUUCUAGUCUUUACAUUUAAAUUCAGCGCACACUUGGCGGCAGAAGGGGUAUCACCCAUCUCCUCACCUUUGUGCGCGGCCUUAUUUUAAGCACUUUACGGCCGCAUGUGGUGCAAUAAUUGACAUAACUGUAUCGCUAAUUAGCGCCAAGCACUUUGCCAUAUUGCAAUAUGUAUAUCUGUAUAUUUCUACGUUCACGACUCGGAGCAAUCGUCCAUCUCAUUGUAGCCCCACCACCUACUCAUCGAGAGACAGACACCCACUGCAUUUCGACUCGACCUACAGCUAAUAGCACCAAAGAUACUUCGAUUUAGAUGCGCACGCAUACUACCUUUAUGUACUCGUACUUACCAUAUACACCAAAAUAUAUAUACACGUAUACGUAGCUCUAAAUGUACUAUAGAUUUGCACAUUAACUCGAAUUAAACGAGCGAUCCGCUGAUCCCCGAGAAAAUACAAA